AUGGGUUGUCUAGCAUGGCCCUAUCAACUUCUCUUCCUCCAAUUAUUCCUCUUUUAUUCUCAUACUUCUGCAGCACUCUGGUCUCAUCACCAGAGUUCUGCAUUACUUCAGUUCAAGCAACUCUUUUCCUUCAAAAAUGAUUCCUCAGAGUAUUGUAUCAUUUUUGCAGAUGUUCCUUCUUAUCCAAAAAUGAUAUCUUGGAAAGAGGAUUAUGAUUGUUGCUCAUGGGAUGGUGUUACAUGUGAUUUGGUGACAGGUCAUGUGAUUGGCCUAGACCUUAGCUGUAGUUGGCUUUCUGGCAACAUCCCUUCCAACAUUAGCCUUUUUCUUCUUCCUCAAUUGAAAAGACUCAAUCUUGCUUUCAAAGAUUUUAAUCUCUCUCCAAUUUCUUCUAAUUUUGGUCGAUUGACGAGUUUGAGACAUCUUAAUCUCUCUACCUCAAACUUUGGUGGUCAAAUUCCAUCUAAGGUCUCCCAUUUGUCUAAAUUGGUUUCACUUGACCUUUCGGUCGUUGGUUACGUCACAGGCAAUACGAGGCAUACUUUGAUGAGUGAAAACGGUUUGAUAAUUGAAAGAGAUGUUUUCGACAGGCUAGUUCAAAAUCUGACAGUGUUAACAGACCUUGCUCUUGCAAUGUUGACAUGUCUACCAUUCCCACUCGAGUUUUUGGAUGUCUCUGACAUGAGCUUUUCAGACCAAUCACCUAAUUCAAUCAGCAAUCUCUUUUUCUUGAGGGGAUUGAAUCUCAGAAACUGCACACUCGUUGGGUCAAUUCCUGCCUCUCUUGGCUACCUUACACAACUUGGUUAUUUGCUUCUGUCGUAUAAUAAUUUGAUUGGUGAAAUUCCAGAUAUUUUUGUCAACUUAAGACUGAAUGGCUCUAUUCCAAGUUCAAUCUUUGAAAUUGUGAAUUUAUCCAUUCUCGAUCUUUCUUCAAACAAUUUAAGUGGAAUUGUAGAGCUUCACUUGUUCUCAAACCUAAAAAACCUUGGAUUGCUUGAUCUUUCUUAUAAUAGCCUAUCCAUUAACACUGCAUUCAAAGCCAAUUCGUCCUUUCCACAACUUUACGAUUUGCACUUAUCUGGUUGCAACUUGACAGAAUUCCCAGGUAUUUUAAGAAGUUUAAACCAAUUACAGGAACUGGAUCUUUCUGACAAUAAAAUCAGGGGUCAGAUACCUAAUUGGAUGGGGGAUGUUGGAAUGGAUACUUUGCAAUUUCUAAAUCUUUCCCACAACAACCUAACCGGCAUAGACCAGCUUCCCUGGAAGAAUCUUCUCCAUCUAGACCUUCGGUUCAACUUGCUCCACGGAUCACUUCCAGUUCCACCACCUUUCUUGAUAAAAAAUAAACUCUAUGGCACCAUUCCUGGAAAAUUUGCAAAGGGCAGUCCUUUGAGGACCUUUAACAUCAAUGAGAAUGAAUUGGAAGGGCCAAUCCCACAAUCUCUAGUCAAUUGUACGAUGCUUCAAGUUCUAGAUAUUGGUAACAACAAGGUAAAUGAUACCUUCCCCUAUUGGCUAGAAAGUCUUCCUGAGUUGCAAGUUCUGGUCCUUCAUUCAAAUCAAUUUUACGGUUCUAUAUGGGGUUGCUCAAAGACGAAGCACUAUUUUCCAAAGUUGAAAGUAUUUGACCUCUCAAACAACAAAUUUGGUGGUCCAUUGUCAGCCAGGUAUUUCGAAAAUCUAAAUGCCAUGAAGGAUUUAGCAAAUUUAAAUUUUCUUGGAGUGCCAAACUUGUCUCAAAACCAACUCACAGGGCCCAUUCCACGACUACCCCACUUUGAUACCUUUGGAAAUACUUCAUACGCGGGAAACCUGGGAUUGUGUGGAUUUCCAUUGUCAAAAGAAUGCAAAAGUGAUGAGACACUACAACCACCUUCAAAAUUAGAAGAUGAUGUAGAGUCUUCAAUUGGAUUUGGUUGGAAAGCGGUGUUGAUGGGCUAUGGAUGUGGAAUGGUUUUUGGAUUGAUCAUGGGAUAUCUUGUAUUUUCAACAGGAAAGCCUCAUUGGAUUGUAAGUAUAGUCGAGGGAGAACACCGUCGAAAGGGGAGAAGGUCGAACAAGAAACGUGGGGGAAGAAGGGGUUAG
This is a messenger RNA of Pistacia vera, 2088 nucleotides long. RefSeq names its product receptor-like protein 9DC3. Gene Ontology annotation, molecular function: protein binding. Lineage: Eukaryota; Viridiplantae; Streptophyta; Magnoliopsida; Sapindales; Anacardiaceae. The record is from RefSeq and is a predicted model, not a curated record. The transcript is spliced from 5 exons. Bases 1 to 2088 code for a protein of 695 amino acids.